This is a messenger RNA of Linum trigynum, 2865 nucleotides long. NCBI's taxonomy places the organism in Eukaryota, Viridiplantae, Streptophyta, Magnoliopsida, Malpighiales, Linaceae. The record is from the annotation of a GenBank genome assembly.
CAUUACUAGGGAUCUUAGCCUUUUCGUGGGCUUCAUUCAUUUUGAACCCAACGGCCCAGAUUGGUUUAGCCCAAAAUUUCCGGUCUCGGAACUUCUGCUACUGUCUCGAGAUUCUCCUUAGACUUUGAACUGCUGCUCAUUUAUCCAUCACUAAAACCGAGUUUCGCCGUAAUCAAACCAAAAUCCAGCUCAACACAGGAGCGGAAGCAAGCAACGGACUAGCUGCCAGCUUUUUAUCGCCCGGUCAUUUGAAUGCUUCUCAUCUCUCUCUAGGAAGAUCAAAUUCAGAAUUUGGCGCCACAAUAUUGCGAGCGGGGGCGGGCACUACAGUCGAUUGCCAACCCAUUUGCAAGCCUUUUGUCAAAGAGAGAGAGAGAGAGAGAACAAUUGGUUCGCUGCUGGAAUGGAGGGUUUGAGAAUGGCGUUGCGAUCUCGAGGCUUAGUUGUUUCUAAUCUGCCAUACAAAGGUCGAUGCCUUUUGGCCGACAAAGAUUUCUAUCCAGGGGAAGUUAUAAUAAGUCAGAAUCCGUACGUGUGUGUUCCAAACAACAGUUCGGGUGAAUCGCGGUGCGAUGGAUGUUUCACGACGAGUAACCUCAAGAAGUGCUCCGGUUGUCAAGUUGUGUGGUAUUGUGGGACCACUUGCCAGAAAUCACAAUGGCAACUGCAUCGUCUAGAGUGCAAUAUGCUCUCCAAGCUGGAAAAGGGCAGGCGGAAGUCUGUUACUCCUACCAUCCGUUUGAUGCUGAAGCUUUAUCUUAGAAGGAAACUGGAAAGCGAGAAGGUCAUCUCAGCAACCCCAACAGCGAACUAUAAUCUGGUGGAUGCAUUGGUGGCUCACAUGGAAGACAUUGACGAGAAACAACUCCUGCUGUAUGCUCAGAUGGCCAACCUUGUCUACCUGAUUCUUCAAUGGCCUGACUCUGAGAUCAACGUCAAAGAAAUUGCCCAAAAUUUUUCGAGGCUAGCUUGCAAUGCUCAUACCAUCUCUGACAGUGAACUGAGGCCCCUUGGGACAGGCCUCUAUCCAGUUAUAUCCAUCAUCAAUCAUAGCUGCUUGCCAAAUGCUGUUCUGGUAUUUGAAGGAAGUUUAGCGGUGGUAAGAGCCGUGGAACAUAUACCGAAAGGUGGUGAGGUACUCAUAUCUUACAUCGAGACUGCUGGAAGUACUGCGACUCGGCAAAAGACUCUGAAAGAGCAAUACUUUUUCACGUGUGCUUGCCUCCGUUGCAUCAAAGUGGGUCAGCCAGAUGAUGUUCAGGAAAGUGCCAUUUUGGAAGGUUACCGGUGCACAAACGAAAAAUGCAAUGGCUUCUUACUCCGUGAUUCUGACAACAAAAAAUUUGUAUGCCAAUCCUGCAGAAAGCUGAGAAGCAAGGAAGAAUUACAAAAAUUGGCUGCAGAAAUAAAUGGGUUGUCUGAAGAAGCUCAGAAGUCUAUGUCCAAUAACAAUGCCAAGGAAUCAAUCUGCGUUCUUAAACAUGUUGAGAAGAUGCAAAGGAAACUUUUCCACCCCUAUACAGUUAUUUUGUUGCAAACUCGUGAAAAGCUUCUCAAGAUGUUGAUGGAUCAAGAAGACUGGCAAGGAGCUCUGGAAUAUUGCAAAUUGACCAUUCCUGUUUAUCAAAAAGUUUAUCCAGAAUUCCAUCCAUUACUCGGAUUGCAGUAUUACACAUGUGGGAAGCUUGAGUGGUUGCUUGGAGAUACGGAGAAUGCUAUCAAUUCUCUGACUAAUGCAGCAAGAGUACUUGGAGUUACUCACGGAACGAAUACACCCUUUGUUAAGGAGCUCCUGAUGAAGUUGGAAGAAGCACGUGCUGAAGCUUCAUACAAACUUCAGUCUUGUGACGAGUAGCAACUGCAACUCAUAAUGUGCACCCUUCAGCGUACAAACUCCAAGUUCCCAAUUGUCUUAUUGGUCACUGUGCAAAGAAUGGCUGCAGCAAAGUGAAAGCACGGAGGCGAAGGGAGAAUCAUUGACAGAAGUUGGUUCCAGAUACACAAGCAUCAAUUCUGUUCUGACAUGUAAUCGUAAACCAGAAACCUUCUCCGACCUCUGAAGACGUCGCUGGUAACACAACAGCCACGGAGGCAGAGGAGAUUCCUGUGCCUGAUCUUGCUUAGGAUCUCAACCUUGUUGGAGAGGUCCUCGUUCCUUGCAUCCUUUCCCCAGGAUCCUCUGUGAAAACCCAUUCGUAGCCUUUUCGAGCUCUGCUCGCUGAAACCACCUCACCCCCUAGAAUUGUGGAGCACAAAACAUUUGAAACUGCCCACAAAUUCGAGCUCUGCCUCAUUCGUCUUCCUCUUCUUCCGCUUUCUGUACAAAAUUGUGAUCAACCGGCCCCAAUUACAAGAGCUAAAACACCACCGGCGACAAGCCCCAAUAUCUUUCUCUAACGGUGACCCUCAUUAGGGUUCUUGGCAGGAGAGGCAGAGCUUUUCAAUGGCAAGGCCAAAAUACACCUAGACGUAUUGGCAUCCAAAGGACCACGCUCGCUGACCUUACCAAUAGCGUACAGGCAAGUGAAGUGGAAACACUUGGGAACUGGAAUUGGGCAUGAUGUCCGUGAGCUGGUAAGCCAAACUUACGUCGGCAUUGAAGCAAGCGCUGCAGGGGAUGUAAUCGGAGAGAUCGCCUCUGCAAGCGGCGUCCACCGCGGUGAAGGUUCCGACCUUCUGGACCCAAUCGACGGCGGUGAUGAUCCCGGUACAGCUGAAAGCGUUGGAGACGAACUAAUUCGGGCCUCUGAAGCAGAGAGAGACCAAGGAAGGGUCUAUUUUUCGUCUUUCUCUUCCAUUAUAUUGAAAGAACCAAAUUUCCAUCUUGUGUGCUUCAUUCCUUCCUAAAAAAAUUGAAAAUCCAAA